This is a messenger RNA of Acaromyces ingoldii, 3707 nucleotides long. RefSeq lists its product as hypothetical. Gene Ontology annotation, biological process: DNA-templated transcription; regulation of DNA-templated transcription. The coding region runs from base 80 to 3469 and encodes 1129 amino acids. The record is from RefSeq and is a predicted model, not a curated record. The transcript has 2 exons. Lineage: Eukaryota; Fungi; Basidiomycota; Exobasidiomycetes; Exobasidiales; Cryptobasidiaceae. Gene Ontology annotation, molecular function: zinc ion binding; DNA binding; DNA-binding transcription factor activity, RNA polymerase II-specific.
CUAAGACCGUCAACCCCGCUUGACCGUGGCUGACUUGGCUUGAGUCAGAGGCGAAGCUAGCUGCCCGUUGGCCCAGACCAUGGCGCCUCCCGACGCUGCUGGUGGGGGAACCGCUAGUGGCGGCACCGCAGGCGCGUCGAGAGCCGCGACGCCGACGACGACGACAACGUCGUCGUCGGCACCAACAAAGAUUGCACCCCAGCCACGGCCGGUCUCGUCGCGCCCGCCGCCUCAGGCCAUUGCCCCUUCCACGAUGGACCCUUCAUCCGCGUCUUCUACUGUGCCUGCCCGGACGGCCUCUUCGAACGGCAGUGCCUCACCCCAGGCGAUUCAACGCAGCCAUUCGUCCUCGCAGCACCAGCACCAGCACCAGCAUCCGUCGUCGGCACACCACGGUGCUCCCUCGUCGUCUUCGUCGUCAUCUUCAUCCUCAGCAGCAGCGGCAGCGGCAGCGGCGGCCGCCCUCAACAAUCCACGCGCAAAAAAGACGCUGGCCGACGCACUGGCCACAUCGCAGGGCGUGACGCCGCCACGCAAGCGAAAACGGGUGCACUACAGCUGCGCCGAGUGCCACCGGCGCAAGCACCGGUGCGACCGCAACAUUCCUUGCCAGCCGUGCCUCGACCGCGGCCUGGGAGACCAGUGCCGGCCGUUCCAGGAUGGCGACGAGUUUGGCGACGAGCGCGACCGACUCAAGCGGCUCGAGGAUCUCGUCGAGGGUCUGGCACGCGCGCAUGCAACCUUGGCUGACCGGUUUGCCGCUGCGAUGAAGGGAGCCGGCGGUAGUGGUAGUCUUGCCACGAGGGCUGCUCUCGGCGGCAGCAACGGCGCAGUGGUGGGGGCGACUUCGCCCACAUCGAGCGGGACCAGCGCCAAUGGGGCCAGUGCUGCAGCUGCCAAUGCCGUCAAGGACGAAGCGAUGCAGUUAUCAGACUCGGAGGGCGAUGCAAAGGCGAAGCGGGCCAGGAUAAGGCGCAACGAGCGCAUCGAUAUUGAGCGAGACGAGCUCAGGGCACAGGGCAGUUUGCAGGACGAAGUCGGCCAGGCCGGCCUCUAUGGCGGGUCGAGCGAGGACGUCGAGAACCUCAACAACCCGCUCGAGGGUGGCCUUACGCGGGAAGGCGACAGCUUCUAUGGCGCCCUCGCCCUGCCGUCCGUCAGCCGCGGCGUCAUCGAGACAAAGAUUCACGGCGAGAGACUGGAACUGAGCACAAACGUACCACUGCGCUCGGCAAGUGCCAAGGUCCACCGGCUCAUCCAAGAGGGAGGUGCGCCGUCAAACGUCAUCGACGAGCUGAUGAACUGCCUCCCGCCGAGGGAAGAGUCCGACGCCAUGCUCGAGUGGUACUUUCGCGACAUCAACGAGACCCGUCUUCCCCUUCACGAGCGCACCUUCCGGGCCAGCUACGAGGAGAUCAUGAACUGGCGCUGGGGCGACCUGCGCAGCGAAGAGGGCGACGACGGGGCCCGCCACAUUCCCUUUCUCUCCUUUCUCUUUGUCAUUCUCGCCAUUGCCAAGCGAUCCGAGCCAGAGGAGAGGUCGUCAGACGAGGAGGCCAGGAGGGGCGCCCUCUUCUUCCUCCACUGCGCCAGGCGAUCCAUGGCCAUUGCCAAUGCCGUCCGAGCCGACCACAUCGACGUGCUCCUGGCUGCCCUGUACGGCGCCAGGCUACUCAUCACGCUGCGACAGAGCGCAGAGAGCUGGAGCCUGCUCGGCGUCGCCAUCCGAGCAGCGCAGGCCAUCGGCCUCCAUCGAGACGGCACCAAGCUUGGUCUUGACGCCGUGACGACGGAGAGGCGGCGGCGGUUGUGGGCGCUCAUCUACUACCUCGAUCGCACCACCAGCAUGCUCCUUGGCCGACCACAGGGGAUCGAUGACAAGACGUCGGACACACUCCCACCCAGCGACGUCGACAUUGACGUCCUUCCCCGACUGGCGCCCGCCCCCGUCCCGCCCCCCUUCCCACCGUUAGAGCCCGUCGAUGCCAAUGCGCCCCGGAAGCCGCCAGGCGUGUAUGCCAUGGUGGCCAUGCGCCAUGAGCUGGCCAAGCUCACUGGCCGCAUCGUGGAGCACUUCCAGGACCUGUCGAAACCCAGAAAUUACGCAGAUGUCCACCAGCUCGAUGCGGACCUCGAGCGCUUCUACCAAGCCCUGCCGCCGCCUUACCUCUGUCGCGCCCUGAGAGGCGACGAGGCCGAUCGAUCCUUUGACGAGAUCUGUCCCUGGCUCCCCAUCCAUCGCUAUCUCCUCAACGUCGAGUACCACUACGUGCGCAUCACCCUGCAUCGACCCUACCUACUGCGUUCGGAUCGGUACCAGCUCAGCCGUGCCGCUGCAUUCGCCAGCGCAAAGGCUGAUCGACAGAUCCGAGCCGAGUACAAGCGCGAGGUCCACUGGCCCAGCAACCGCGCCCGCAACUCGCACCUGGGCGGCGUGUACCGGCUGUUUAGCAGCACCCUCAUCGCCGGCAUUGAGCUGCUGCUGGACCCCAAGGGACCUAAUGCGCCCGAGCUGCACGCCAUGAUCGACGAAUUCCUCAACAGCUCGAGCAAGGUGUCGGACCCGAGUCAGUGCACAAAGAGGGAGCUGGCCAUUAUCAAGAUCUUCAAAGCCAAGGCACUCGACCCCAGCUGGUGCGCCGCCACGGCCACGGGCGGACAACAGCAGCAGCAGCAGCAGCAGCAGCAGGGCGCGCUGGGCUCGCAGCAGAGACAGGCGGACAGGGGCAAGCCUGUGGGCGCAAAGGGGAGCCAGUCGCAGCAGCAGGCAUCAUCAGACCCGGCCAACAAGCGGCUUCUUCAGCAGCAGCAAUCGACGCAGGAUGCGCAGUCUCAGGGGCCGCAGCAGCAGCAGCAGCCGUCUCUGGCGGGGAGCGGUCCUCAGCCGUUGCAGGGCGACUUGGCGCAGCGCCUCCUCGACCAGCUCGGCGGGCUCGAGUCGAUGCAGAUUCUCAACCAGAACCAAUCGCCCAGCUCUACCUCGUCGGGCUCCUCGUGGGACAUGAGCGGCUUCUUUGGCACUGGAGGAAGCUUGGGAGGCCUCGGAGCUGCCAAUGGCCUGCAGGCUGGCGACAGCGCUUUUCUCGCCGGCGGCAGCGGCGGUGGUGGCGGUGGCAGCAGCAGCAACGUUGCGGGCGCUCCCAUGACGUCGAUGCCGACAGUCUCGGGCGGUGUGGGGAGCCCGUCGCUGGCCAUCAACGUGCCACAGAAUCCGUCUGGCGGCGCAGGAGGUGCCGGGGGCUUUGACGGCUUCUUUAACCCGGCCACGACGCUCGCGUGGAACGCUGGCGACUCCGGCAAGACGGACCAGGCCCAGGGCAGCAAUACGGCGACGGCAGAGGGCGCAGCGGGAGGCACGCCAGCGAUGCUGGGCGUCGGCGACGUCGCCGAGCUCGAGGGCGUCGAUUCGAGCUGGGCAGCAGGCUGGGGCACCCUCGUCGAGGCCAUCGUCUCUGGCCAGGAACUGUAAAACUCCCUCCACCAAACACACGAUUCGAUUCGUCAAACUGUACUUUUAGUCAAGCGGCCCCCCUCUGCUCCUUUUCACUUCCUUUCCUCUCUCUCUUUGCCCCUCCCACGCCCUCUUACUCCACUUAUCUUUGUCCUCCUCUGGAUCUUGCUCGCUCUCUUGUAUAUGGUAGUGAUGGAAUGGGGCUCGUCUUUGCUCACACGUCAAGUCGUUAAGGAAUCAGAGACGGGAAGUGCUG